Nerophis ophidion (straightnose pipefish) is the source of this 1937-nucleotide messenger RNA. RefSeq names its product dihydrolipoamide dehydrogenase (gene dldh). The transcript is spliced from 14 exons. Lineage: Eukaryota; Metazoa; Chordata; Actinopteri; Syngnathiformes; Syngnathidae. The record is from RefSeq and is a predicted model, not a curated record. Gene Ontology annotation, cellular component: mitochondrion; oxoglutarate dehydrogenase complex. The coding region runs from base 121 to 1647 and encodes 508 amino acids. Gene Ontology annotation, molecular function: dihydrolipoyl dehydrogenase (NADH) activity; flavin adenine dinucleotide binding.
GCGGCAUGGAAGUGAGGCGGUUGCGCUGUGACGUCAUAUUCGGGCGCCGCGCUGUCAGGAGUCCUUGGCUGCCCGGCCUGCUUGAGGUUAUAACGUCGACGUGACGAGCAAACAGCAAAAAUGCAGAGCUGGACACAUUUAUAUCGAUCUCUCGCCACGCGGAGUAAUCACCUCCCCUGCAAGCUGCACGGAGCUGGAGGGCUCUCCGUCCGCACAUACGCCGACAAAGCAGCAAUCGAGGCAGAUGUCACGGUGGUCGGUUCCGGUCCCGGCGGCUACGUCGCCGCCAUCAAGGCAGCACAGCUCGGCUUCAAGACAGUUUGUGUGGAGAAGAACCCCACACUGGGCGGAACCUGCUUGAAUGUCGGCUGCAUCCCCUCCAAAGCUCUGCUGAACAACUCCUACCUGUACCACCAGGCCCACGGCAAAGACUUUGAGAGCAGAGGCAUUGAAAUCUCGGGGAUCUCGCUCAACCUGGAGAAGAUGAUGGGCCAGAAAAGUGGGGCGGUCAAAGCGCUCACCGGCGGCAUCGCACAUCUCUUCAAACAGAACAAAGUGACCCACGUCAACGGUUUCGGCAGAGUGACUGGCAAGAACCAGGUGACGGCCACAGUGGAUGAUGGCAGCGAGCAAGUCAUCAACACCAAGAACAUCCUCAUCGCCACCGGUUCCGAAGUCACGCCCUUUCCUGGAAUACAGAUCGACGAGGAGACCGUCGUGUCGUCCACGGGGGCGCUGUCCCUCAAGAAAGUUCCGGAGGAGUUGAUCGUGAUCGGAGGCGGCGUCAUCGGAGUGGAGCUGGGGUCUGUGUGGCAGCGUCUGGGCUCCAAGGUGACGGCGGUAGAGUUCCUGGCCCACGUGGGCGGCAUGGGCAUCGACAUGGAGAUCUCCAAGAACUUCCAGCGCAUCCUGCAGAAGCAGGGCCUUAAGUUCAAGCUGGGCACCAAAGUGCUGGGCGCCACCAGGAGGCCAGACGGCAAGAUGGACGUGGCCGUGGAGGCGGCGGCCGGCGGCAAGAACGAGACGCUGACGUGCGACGUGCUGCUGGUGUGCAUCGGCCGGAGACCCUACACCCAGAACCUGGGCCUGGAGGGGCUGGGCAUCGAGCUGGACAACAGGGGGCGCAUCCCCGUCAACAACCGCUUCCAGACCAAAGUGCCAAGUAUUUACGCCAUCGGCGACGUGAUCGCGGGGCCCAUGUUGGCCCACAAAGCCGAAGACGAGGGCAUCAUCUGUGUGGAGGGAAUAGCGGGCGGCGCCGUGCACAUCGACUACAACUGUGUGCCCUCAGUCAUAUACACGCACCCUGAGGUUGCCUGGGUGGGCAAGACCGAGGAGCAGCUCAAAGAGGAGGGCACGCCCUACAAGGUGGGCAAGUUCCCCUUCGCCGCCAACAGUCGCGCCAAAACCAACGCCGACACGGACGGCCUGGUGAAGAUCCUCAGCCACAAGGAGACGGACAGGAUGCUGGGAGCGCACAUCGUGGGAACCGGGGCAGGAGAGAUUAUUAAUGAGGCCGCCUUGGCCAUGGAGUACGGAGCGUCCUGCGAGGACAUCGCCAGAGUUUGCCACGCCCACCCAACGGUGUCGGAGGCCUUCAGAGAAGCCAACCUGGCCGCCUCCUUUGGAAAAGCCAUCAACUUUUAAUCAUCGCCUCACUUGAUAACAGAAGAGGAAGUUCCAAGAUCUCAAGUCUUCUUCACAGUCCAGAAGCUUCUUCUCUUAUUUCCUGCUCAUUUGAAAUAUUACUUAGAAUUCUAACGGAAACAUUUUCCUCUUUUUUUUUUAAUUUACAAUUUCCAUCUAGUCACAAAGCAGCAUCCAACAGGAAGCUUGCACAAUUCCCAUGUGGUAAUGCUGCUUUUAUUUAUUCCAACUUCCUGUACAAGACUGUGAUUGGCCGUUCAACCAUCAAGGAAAUAAAUACGUCAACACAC